GAAAACAAUGGAGACUUACUUGUCGGCCUAGCAAAUCGGCCCAUGGCCAGUCCACCCACAGCCCAACUACAUUUCCCUAGCCAGCCCAUCCAGUCUUUUCACGCCCGCGGCCCGCCUGACUGCGUGCACCGCGUGCCCGCGCCUCGCCCUUACACCGACGGGGUCCCACAGGACAGCCACACCGUGCGCCCGCAUUCGCUUCCACGUGGGACCAGUGCGUCGGAUGGUCAUCCACCUCGAGUCGGUACGGACGGAAGACAGUUAGCGCAAUUCCGGCCGUCCGGGUGAGCUCUCCACCGAUUGUGGCCCGGCCGGACUCUUCCCUGGGGAGUAUAAAAUCUCGGCUCCCGAGAUCCUAUGACCAGCACGCGCGUUCGCAAAAUCCACCGAGAGCACCAUCGUUCACCACCAAGCUGAGAGAAGAGAAGGCGGAGGGAGAUCGAAAACAGGCCGUCGCCAAUUCGCCAUGGGAAGCUCGGCUGCAUGGUCGUUCAGGUCACGUGUGGUGGUCGGAUAUCUUCUUCGGAGCACGCUGGAGAAAAGGGUGUCCCCGGCGGUCACGAUUGAUGGACUACGGGAAAGGAAUUCCUUACCGGAGCUACUCUGCAUGGUCCGGAGGAGAACAGGUGAGUGUAAACUCAUGAAUGUCUGGUCAGGUGACCGUAUUUCCACACAAAAGAAACAAAGUGCAGCUUUGACAGGCGUUCCGUUCACCCAGCAGCCGAAGCGGCUCCCAGCGACGGGGCGCGUGAGCAGCGCCUCUUCUUUUCGUCGCCGCUGCGACAGGAUCGGCCAGCGCCUUCAAUUCAAUUCAAGGAGUGCGACAAGAGCAGAGGCGUCGUCCGCUUGACCCCAGACCGGACCCCCACUGCGCUGCCUGUGGGCUGUAGCCGACUGCCCAACAAAAAGCGCAGGACAUUUCACAAUCGGAUUCAGCAGAGGCCAGCUUAUCGUCGUAUUGUUGCUCAUGCCUCGUCAAUUCUUGUCAGGAUGAGGUUCAGCGUUGCCAAAUGUCAACAGCCAUGUCUUGUGCCCUAGCCCUAUGAAUAAUUAGACUCUCUCUGUAUUUUUUUUAACCGAUAUAAAUUAGAUUUUUUAA
Messenger RNA from Zea mays, 1099 nucleotides. RefSeq lists its product as uncharacterized. The coding region runs from base 467 to 850 and encodes 127 amino acids. NCBI's taxonomy places the organism in Eukaryota, Viridiplantae, Streptophyta, Magnoliopsida, Poales, Poaceae. The record is from RefSeq and is a predicted model, not a curated record. The transcript has 3 exons.